Messenger RNA from Rhizophagus irregularis DAOM 181602=DAOM 197198, 784 nucleotides. Lineage: Eukaryota; Fungi; Glomeromycota; Glomeromycetes; Glomerales; Glomeraceae. The record is from RefSeq and is a predicted model, not a curated record.
UUUCUUCUCACUCCUUUCUUCUAAUAUUUUUCUUCUCACGAAAUCAUAAUUUUUAGUUUUCCCAUCUCCUGAUAUUUUUAACUGAUCCUGCAUUCUACAAGAUACACAAUGAAAUUAAGAUCAUGUAUAUUUUCCAAUUAAAUACUACAAUCAUAAUUACAAUAGCUAAAAUCUCAAAAUUAUAUCAUGAUAACCUCGCCCUUUUUUUUGUUCAUUCGAUAUUUAUCACCUACUUUUUUGAGCAAGAAAGUUGCUCUACUUUUUUUGUUCAUUCAUAUUUUCUCGAUAUAUAUCACCUACUUUUAAACAAAAAGGUUGUUCCACUUUUUUUCGCUCAUAUUUUUUUUUUAUAUUAUGACGACUAAACGUAAAUAACCUAAUAAAUCGUCUGAUGAUAAUCAAGAAAUGGAAGUUGAAGGAGGUAUGUAGAUAUAACUCUAUUGUAAAUUUAUAGUAAGUUUUGCUUAUAUAGUUAUAUAUAAGAAGAAUAAUUAAUAAAUACCAAAAAUAUGUAUAAUAGGAUUGAAAAAAACAAAUUACAAAAAAAAGAAGAGAUAUUAACAUUGAGAAGGCCAAUCAGUUGAUAAAAAAAAGUAAAAACCAUAGUAAUAAAGAAGCUGCUGAAUCUGCUAAUAAAGAAGUUGUAGUAGUAAAUGAAAAAAGUAGUAAUGAUGAUGAUGAUGAUGAUGAUGAUAAUGAUGAUGAUGAUAAUGAUAAUGUGGGUAAGACGGAAGAUCAUAAAAAACCUGAAGUAUUUCAAUUAAAAUCAAAUUUAGAAAUAGUU